Hyaloperonospora brassicae is the source of this 567-nucleotide messenger RNA. The record is from the annotation of a GenBank genome assembly. NCBI's taxonomy places the organism in Eukaryota, Oomycota, Peronosporomycetes, Peronosporales, Peronosporaceae.
AUGCGGACGGACGCUACUGGAGGCAGUACGAAGAAACCGAGGCUGGAUGGACCUCCUGUGGCAAUGAUUGGAGGAUAUGCUGGUCGAGGAGUACCACCGCCAAUGUUUGGUGGCGGUCAAGACCUCUACCGAUGCCGUUUCCAGGAGGCAUGGCACCGCCUGGUGCAGGGAUGGCCAUGCGGCCGCCCCCACCUCGAGUUUUUUGCUCCUGGCGGCGUGAUGCCGCCUUCUCGGGCACCAGGCUAUCCUGUGUACAAAGGUGGCAUGCCACCGCAAUGGCCAAGGGGACUAGUGCCACCCGGCUCGAUGGGUUCUCCUUCUCAAGCUGCACUUGGCUAUGCCAAUCAAGGUAGACCGGUGCCUGGGAUGGGUGCUGCAGCAGCUCCUUUGGGUGUGGUAGUCAGCAGUACGAACAUUUUCGAUGGGGCAGCGCAGAAGAAAGUGAAAAACGACCUCAGGCUCGUGUAUGCGGACGAAAACGUAUCCAUGGAAGAGAAGCGUGCACUUCGACCGAAGCGCGUACAAGCUACUGAGGAGCAACUGCUUUUGCUGGUGGGAACAGAGUAG